Molecule: messenger RNA, 1856 nt
Organism: Neolamprologus brichardi
Lineage: Eukaryota; Metazoa; Chordata; Actinopteri; Cichliformes; Cichlidae
Source: RefSeq, a predicted model, not a curated record
GCUAACAUAUCCGCUCCGCCGUCUGUCUACGGCUAGUUUCACAUCAACAAUGAGUGUUUCUGCUGCUGUCAGUGACAUACACGCCAUUAUUUCAAUAAAUAUUCUAAAAAUUUAUUGUGUUUAGUUCAUUAUCUCUGCUACAGAGCAGCAUCUGACUCAGACAUCAGACACUGGUACAAAAACACGGAGAGGACAUAUCACCAAAACAAUUGAAAGAGGUGUGCCGUGGGUGUGUCCACAAUGGCUGGUGGAAGGAGAGGAGCAAAUCGUACCACAUACUGCAGACCUCCGUUAAGCAGUGAUUCAGGCUCAGUUGGCAAUGGAAAUCACACAACCAGCUCCCCAGUCACAGGGGUGAGAUCUCGCACUAGCAGGAACAGCCCAGGGACGUGCAUGUCCAGUCCUCCUCUCGCGGCCCAGACCGUGGUUCCUCUGAAACACUGCAAGAUCCCAGAGUUGUCCAUGGAUCGAAAUGUGUUGUUCGAGCUCCACCUUUUCUUCUGCCACCUCAUUGCGCUCUUUGUGCACUAUGUCAACAUCUACAAGACUGUGUGGUGGUACCCCGCAUCUCACCCUCCCUCACACACAUCACUGAACUUCCAUCUUAUUGAUUAUAACAUGCUGGUGUUCACCAUCAUCAUACUAGCAAGGAGGUUAAUCGCAGCCAUUGUUAAAGAGGCGUCACAGAGUGGGAAACUCUCUUUCCCUCACUCGAUCUUUUUAGUGAUGGCGCGGUUCGCAGUGCUAACGCUGACAGGUUGGAGCCUGUGCCGCUCUCUCAUUUACCUCUUCAGAACCUAUUCAGUCCUCAGCCUGCUCUUCCUCUGCUACCCAUUUGGGAUGUAUAUUCCCUUGUUCCGACUGAGCUGUGACUUCCGACGAGCAGUUCCGCUCUCACCCAUCACCAGCAUUGGCUCCAAAGAGGUCGGCGGCGUCGGCCGGGGCAGGGAUUAUCUGACUGUGCUCAAGGAGACAUGGAAGCAGCACACCAGCCAGCUGUAUGGUGUCCAGGCCAUGCCCACUCACGCCUGCUGUCUAUCCCCUGACCUAAUCCGCAAGGAGGUGGAGUACCUGAAGAUGGAUUUUAACUGGAGGAUGAAGGAGGUGUUGGUCAGCUCAAUGCUCAGUGCUUACUAUGUGGCAUUCGUACCUGUGUGGUUUGUCAAGAGUACCCAGUAUGUGGAUAAGCGAUGGUCUUGUGAGCUCUUCAUCUUGGUGUCAGUCAGUACCUCAGUCAUCCUCAUGAGGCAUUUGCUGCCCCCUCGAUAUUGUGACCUGCUUCACAAAGCUGCAGCCCACCUCGGGUGCUGGCAAAAAGUAGAUCCCUCACUCUGCUCCAAUGUCCUCCAACACAUAUGGACUGAAGAGUACAUGUGGCCACAGGGAGUCCUGGUAAAACAUAAUAAGAAUGUAUAUAAGGCCAUGGGCCACUAUAAUGUUGCAGUCCCAUCAGAUGUUUCCCAUUAUCGCUUCUAUUUCUUCUUCAACAAGCCUUUACGAAUAUUGAACAUACUCAUCAUCCUCGAAGGUGCCAUGAUAUUCUACCAGCUCUACUCGUUGAUAUGCUCGGAAAAGUGGCAUCAGACGAUAUCGCUGGCCCUGAUUCUCUUCAGCAACUACUACGCCUUCUUCAAGCUCCUCAGAGACAGAAUAGUUCUUGGAAAGGCAUACGCAUACUCAAACAACUCAUCAGACCACAAAGUUAGUUAGACUUAAGUUAUUGUUCGUCUCACUCACGUUUGGAACAAGAUAAACAAGCCUAAGAUCUCUGUAUUUUUUCUACAAACGGCAUUUUUGUGUCACAUUUUUGUUCUGACCUGCCAUAAUAAAAAGAAAUAUUUUUGUAUUACUUUAAA